Molecule: messenger RNA, 855 nt
Organism: Nematostella vectensis (starlet sea anemone)
Lineage: Eukaryota; Metazoa; Cnidaria; Anthozoa; Actiniaria; Edwardsiidae
Product: DNA-directed RNA polymerase II subunit RPB9
Exons: 6
Coding region: 88-477 (129 amino acids)
Biological process (GO): transcription-coupled nucleotide-excision repair; transcription initiation at RNA polymerase II promoter; maintenance of transcriptional fidelity during transcription elongation by RNA polymerase II
Cellular component (GO): RNA polymerase II, core complex
Molecular function (GO): nucleic acid binding; zinc ion binding; DNA-directed RNA polymerase activity
Source: RefSeq, a predicted model, not a curated record
CUGACCAAUUCUGAAAUCUGUUCGGUUGUGGAACUUAUGUCAAGAAACUUCUUCGUUUGAUCUAUUCAUUCCGCUUUAUCAACGAAAAUGUCUUCGAUGUUUCGUUCAAAUAGCAGAAGUGAUGGUCCUGGGUUUGUUGGGAUCAAGUUUUGCCAAGAAUGUAACAACAUGUUGUACCCCAAGGAAGACAAAGAUCACAAAAUACUACUUUACGCCUGUCGCAACUGUGACUACCAACAGGAAGCUGACAACAGUUGCAUAUAUGUCAACAAGAUCACUCACGAAGUCAAUGAGUUGACCCAAAUUGUUGGGGAUGUCAUUGCAGACCCCACCUUACCCCGAACUGAAGACCAUGAAUGCCCAAGAUGCGGUCACAGGGAAUCAGUGUUUUUUCAAUCACAAUCAAGUAAAGCAGAUCAAAUGGUGUUGUACUAUGUCUGCACUUCUGUGGACUGUGGGCACAAAUGGACAGAAUAACCCCAGACACAAGAUAGUUUAAUACGAGUUUUCAUUCGUGCUACAGAAUCAUCAUCAAUGUCAUCCUAGCUUUAACGCCAAUAAGCUGAUGUCUGUUAUUCAUUGACAUUUCCAUCCAUUGCCAUCAUGCUAGGUUGGGCAGUAUAAUAUUUGCUUAGUAACAGUCAAGUACCUACAGUACCGCUCACGAACAUAGGGACACUGUUUGCGAAACUUUCGCGAACAACGUUCGCGAAAUUCGCGAACAGCGUUCGCGAAAUUCGCGAACAGUGUUCGCGAAAUUUGCGAACGGCUUUCGCGAAAUUCGCGAACAUAUAGACUGUUCGCGAACACGCUGUUCGCGAAAAGAUGCAAAAUAAACGGUUUGACAAACGGUAA